Molecule: messenger RNA, 504 nt
Organism: Vicia faba (fava bean)
Lineage: Eukaryota; Viridiplantae; Streptophyta; Magnoliopsida; Fabales; Fabaceae
Source: the annotation of a GenBank genome assembly
AUGGAAGAUACUGAAACGAAAGAGAGAAUCGAAGAAACAGUUCUGAAGAUCUUACAAGAAUCAAACAUGGAUGAAGUCACCGAAUCCAAGAUUCGUAAGCAAGCCUCCAACGAACUCGACCUCAACCUAUCUCAGCCUCCUUUCAAAGCCUUAGUCAAGCAAAUCAUCGAAGCUUUUCUCAAACAGAAGCAGCAGCAACAAGAGGAAGCGGAAGAGGAAGAAGAAAAACCAAAGCCCAGACAAGACGCAGUUUCCAGCAGAAACAACAAUGUGUAUGAUGAUUCCGGCGAUCUCGUUAUCUGCGAGCUUGGGAAAAAGAGAAAAGUGACAAUUCAGGAUUUCAAAGGGAGAACUUUUGUGUCUAUAAGGGAGUUUUAUAACAAGGAUGGCAAGGAACUUCCUUCUUCUAAAGGAAUAAGUUUGACUGGGGAGCAGUGGUCAACCUUUAAGAAAAGUGUGCCAGCCAUAGAAGAAGCCAUUCAGGAAAUGGAGUCGCGUGUAUGA